GGCGGAGCAGGGCGGGGAUCCGUGGGGCUGCCCGACCCCCGCCCGGCGCUGUGCCCCGGUCCGGAUUAGCCCCGGCCGAUGGCUCCCCUGGCUCCUGCCGCCCCGCCGGGCGGAGCGGGGUGGCCCGGUGGCCGCCGGUGAAGGCAGCGCGGUGCCGCCCCCGGGGCCGCGGUGGGCCGGGCCGGCACUGCCGGGCAGCGGCGGCGGCGGCGCCCGCCCCGGCCCGCAGCGCACAGCGCGCAGCUCGGCUCCCCCCCGGCGCCCGGGCGGCGCGGCCCCGGGAUCGGCGGCUCCUCGAGCCCGGGAAAGAUGCUGCCGGGGUCCAUCCAGAUCUCCGGAGAGACGCUGUCGGGGGCAGAGAUCCGGGACAUCUGCGAGAGCCUGCGGGAGAACUCGGUGCGGCUGCUGUCUCUGCGGGGCUGCCAGCUCUCCGAGCGGGACUUCGGGCACGUCUGCCGUGGGGUGGCCGAAUCCCGCUCCCUCGCCCAGCUCAACCUCAACCUGGGCAUCGUCUCCAACAUCAACCGCGUCAAGCAGCUGGCCGAGGCCCUGAAGACGAACCGCUCCGUCCAGUCCCUCUUCCUCCAUGGGAGUCCCUUGACAGAUGCAGGCUUGGCCCUCCUCAAUCCUGCUCUUUCCAUCCACCCUUCGCUGGUGGCUCUGGAUCUAGGAGACUGCAUGCUGGGUGAUGAAGGCAUCAACCUUAUCUGUGGGCUCCUGCCGCCUGAUGGGGCCAAGUCCGGCCUCAAAGAGCUAACACUGAGCGCCAACCCAGGCAUCACAAGCAAAGGCUGGGGACGCCUGGCCAUUGCAGUGGCUCACAGCUCACAGCUCCGCGUGCUGAACCUGGACUACAACCCUCUAGGUGACCAGGUGGCAGGGAUGCUCGCUGUCGCUGUGGCCUCCAGUCGAACCCUCGAAGUUCUGGACUUGGAGGGAACGGGACUUACCAAUCAGUCAGCCCAGACCUUGCUGGACAUGGUAGAGAACUACCCCACAGCCCUACGGACACUCAUCCUGGCGGAGAAUAACAUUAGUCCCGAGCUGCAGCAGCAGAUCUCUGACCUUCUCUCAGAGGGUGAGGAAGAGGAGGAGACAGAGGCUCACGAAGUCACAGCCAGGGAGAAGAACCCCUGGAUCUGCCAAAACAAUUCCAGCUCCCAGAUGGUCCUGAUGACGUCAGGUCUCGGUGACAGCCUCUUAGCAGAAACAGAGAUGUAGCUGGGCUACCCUGCCUGCUUCUGCCGAGAAGAGCACCGUGCCCGCGGGGGCAGCGUGUGCCUGCCGGACCCCCGCCUCCGCUGGGCUCCCCAGCCCACUUCUCACGCAUUUCACCUCCUGUCGGCGCCUCACUCGGCUCUCUGAGCGCCGGAGCCUGGUCCGAGCGAAUCUCUACACACGUCUCUGUGUUGUCACACGCCCAGUCGGCCGCUUGUGAUUGUCCCGUCGCCGCAUGUGUAGCUCACGCCGCCCCCCCACGCCCGGCUGUGCCCGCAGGGCGCAGGCUGUAUUUAUUCAGAUGUGUAUAAGAGAUGUCCUUUCUAUCGCUUGUACCGCUGUCGCGAUGAGAGUUUUAUAAAGGUCACAGACGUGGUGGCACCACU
Molecule: messenger RNA, 1604 nt
Organism: Pseudopipra pipra
Lineage: Eukaryota; Metazoa; Chordata; Aves; Passeriformes; Pipridae
Gene: LRRC73
Product: leucine rich repeat containing 73
Exons: 6
Coding region: 310-1221 (303 amino acids)
Molecular function (GO): protein binding
Source: RefSeq, a predicted model, not a curated record